AGGCAAAUUCGCUGCUGUACGUCGCGCUAUACACAAAAAUUCUGGUGUACAUUUUGCUGCCAAAUUUCUAAAACGACGCCGACGCGCUCAAUCCUCAGAUAAGGAGAUCAAACAUGAGAUCGCUGUGCUAAUGCUAUGCGAUGGCGCCGACAACAUUGUCAAAUUAAAUGCGGUGCACGAGUCACGCUCCGAUACGGCGUUGCUGCUGGAACUCGGAAUAAAACGAAGACGCGGCUCGAGCUAUGUGGGGCUAACACGUUUGGUUAAGGUCAUUCUUGAUUCAAUGGCACGCCGAACUACCCAGCAGAUUGUGCCUCACGCGGAAUGUCAACUGCAGCGCUAA
Rhagoletis pomonella (apple maggot) is the source of this 343-nucleotide messenger RNA. Its product is annotated as death-associated protein kinase related-like. Gene Ontology annotation, cellular component: nucleus. Gene Ontology annotation, biological process: intracellular signal transduction; positive regulation of apoptotic process; protein phosphorylation. The record is from RefSeq and is a predicted model, not a curated record. NCBI's taxonomy places the organism in Eukaryota, Metazoa, Arthropoda, Insecta, Diptera, Tephritidae. The transcript has 2 exons. The annotation marks the transcript as partial. Gene Ontology annotation, molecular function: ATP binding; protein serine/threonine kinase activity.